GGAGUUAUCCAUUUCCCAAUCGGCCCGCAGAAAAAAAGAACACACUGAAAUGUACAAGAAGGAGAAGAGAGAAGUGUGAAAGAUGUUCCCACGCUUGAUCGGGGGGCCAUUGAUGACCAAGGUGAAACAAACGACCGGGAUUGUGGGACUGGAUGUGGUCCCCAACGUGAGGGAAGUUCUGAUCAAUUUGUGCAGCAAAACCCUAAGAGAGAUCCCGGCCGUUCCCGAAGAUGAAGGAUGCCGUAAGGCAGUGGAGAGCUUCACACGACACCGUCUCAAGGUUUUCCAAGAGGAAGAAGACUGGGAAAUGAUCGAGAAACGCCUCGGAUGUGGUCAGGUUGAGGAGCUCAUCGAUGAAGCCCAGGACCAGCUCAAGCUCAUUGACAAAAUGAUCGCUCACAGUGAUGCUUCUGAAGAAGCUUAAAAAGGAGACACUAGAAGGGCUUCUGACUGAUCAAAAAAGCAUUUUUGAGGCCUUAAUUAAAAUACAAACUUGCCCUGGUGAAAGCGUUAUAAAACGGACUGAUAGCCUACUUCAUUUUCGAAGUUUCAGGUUUUCCCAUUCUUAUUUUGUGUCUUUAUGUGCAUGUCUAGUGUUACCCUGGUAGCAGGAUGCUGCUUGAUUUAGACGGACUAAGAUUUGAUCAUUCUAAAAAUAGUGAGUGAAAGUUAAAUUUGAGUUUUUGGACAGUCUGGUAGCUAAAAAAGUUCUUUCAUGUUGUUGUAAGAUAUGAACAUCAUUUUAACUAAAAUUGAUACUAUAUAUAUAUAUAUAAGAACUGGUUCAGAGAGUGUUCAAUACCAAGCAAUUCUUAGGCAUUCCUUUUUAUACAUAUUUUUUUAUCAUAUGAGGAACCUAACUUUCUUUCUCUUUUCGAUAAUAGGAAGUUUUGAUAAUUACAUGACAUGUUUAACUUGUCACCUUCCAUUUUUAAGAUUGUAACGUUCACUUGUCUAGACAUGAGGUUAAUGCUUUCCAUUUCCUUCUAGCUCCUUUCUGUUGAGGCCUAGCAGUAUGUUGAAUGCUUAUCUUGAGUAAUUGAAGUAUGAGUUAAUCAUCAAACUAUGCAAAAAAAUCCGCCCAAGAUUUGUGCCUAUGUUAAUUUUGUACUACCUUUUUUAGUGCCAUUUAAUUCAUGAAAGCAGCUCACAUUUUGUUAGUAGUAGUUUGUACUAUGAGCUUUUUGGUUUAUUAAAGAGUGGAAU
Mangifera indica (mango) is the source of this 1206-nucleotide messenger RNA. RefSeq names its product probable NADH dehydrogenase [ubiquinone] 1 alpha subcomplex subunit 5, mitochondrial. Gene Ontology annotation, biological process: respiratory electron transport chain. The transcript is spliced from 2 exons. The coding region runs from base 83 to 424 and encodes 113 amino acids. NCBI's taxonomy places the organism in Eukaryota, Viridiplantae, Streptophyta, Magnoliopsida, Sapindales, Anacardiaceae. The record is from RefSeq and is a predicted model, not a curated record.